CAGAGCGGCGCUCCCGGAUUGGGCAGGCGCGGGCGGCGCGCGGAGGGUCGGCGCGCGCGGGCCGGUGGCGGCCGAUCCGUGCGGAGCCAUGUGGAGCGGGCACGGGAACUUCGACGGCGGGUACGGCACCGUGGGCGGCGCGGGGCCCCCGGGCGGCUAUCUGCAGUCCCCAGGGGGGUUCGGGUCGCCCGCCGGCGCCCAGGCGGAGAAGAAGCAGCGGAGCCGCUCGCAGAACAUCGUGCCCUGCACGGUGUCGCAGCUGCUGGCGGCGGAGCAGGUCGACGAGACAUUCCGGAUCUGCGACGUGGAGAUCUCGCAGGUCACCGUCGUGGGCAUCGUCCGGCACGCGGAGAAGGCGCCCACCAACAUCCUCUACAAAGUGGAUGACAUGACAGCAGCGCCGAUGGACGUCAGGCAAUGGGUUGACACCGAUGAGGCAGGAGGUGAGAAUGUUGUGGUACCUCCAGGAACUUACGUCAAAGUAGCUGGUCACCUCCGUUCGUUCCAGAAUAAGAAGAGCUUGGUGGCAUUUAAGAUCAUGCCUCUGGAAAAUAUGAAUGAGUUCACCACACACAUUCUAGAGAUUGUCAAUGCACAUAUAAUCCUCAGAAAAAAUCUUAUGUCAGCGUCGAGUGCGCCGCCGUCGUUCCCCUCUGCUGGGAUCAGUGACAUGGGGGGCUAUGGAGGAGGUGGCAGCCUGCCAGUGAAUGGGCUCACGGCACACCAGAGCCAGGUACUGAACUUGAUAAAAAGCUGCCCUGUCCCAGAAGGUAUGAGCCUGCAAGAGCUGAAACUUCAGCUCCGCAGUAUGAGCAUGUCAACGAUCAAGCAAGUCGUGGAAUUCCUCAGCAGCGAGGGACACAUCUACUCCACGGUGGAUGAUGAUCACUAUAAGUCAACAGAUGCUGAGUGAAGUUCCCUCCAGCUACUUUUAGCUCCAAAAAAUGCUUGUCUAUGUUUCAAGAUACCCUGCCAAGCUCAGUGACGUGGAGGGUGAUCUUUGCUCUUUGUAGAAGGUCCCAGUUACUCUGUGAAUGCCUCCUCAUGGAAUUCCAGGACAAGCAGAACGUACAGGAUUCUGUUAACUGGACUUGAUUCUAUGCUGUGACCAUGUGACUGAAAGCCUAAGUAGACACGGGAAAAGUGAACUUCUCAAAGCUUCAGAACCUUCAUUUUGUUUUGGCUCCUUAAAAGAUGCCUGUUAGAAAGAGGAGCCUCUUUCUAAUCUUUGUUUCUAGAGCUGUUUCACCUAACUCAGCUUCCCUUCUAUUCGUUCACAAAGUGGGUAGCCAUUCCACUAUUGUACAGCAAUCAUGAAAAGAUUUUUUUAUUUUUUAGUUUGUGCAUUUAAAUCUAUAUUUGUACUAGAGGCGAUCUUGUUUCUAGAGCUUUUGAACAUUUCUAAUAAAACUGUAACUUGGGGA
Molecule: messenger RNA, 1424 nt
Organism: Pseudopipra pipra
Lineage: Eukaryota; Metazoa; Chordata; Aves; Passeriformes; Pipridae
Gene: RPA2
Product: replication protein A2
Exons: 9
Coding region: 89-913 (274 amino acids)
Biological process (GO): DNA replication; nucleotide-excision repair; double-strand break repair via homologous recombination
Cellular component (GO): site of double-strand break; nucleus; chromosome, telomeric region
Molecular function (GO): single-stranded DNA binding
Source: RefSeq, a predicted model, not a curated record